This is a messenger RNA of Bombus impatiens (common eastern bumble bee), 3881 nucleotides long. RefSeq names its product ELAV-like protein 2. Gene Ontology annotation, molecular function: RNA binding. The transcript is spliced from 9 exons. The coding region runs from base 2693 to 3811 and encodes 372 amino acids. NCBI's taxonomy places the organism in Eukaryota, Metazoa, Arthropoda, Insecta, Hymenoptera, Apidae. The record is from RefSeq and is a predicted model, not a curated record. Gene Ontology annotation, cellular component: ribonucleoprotein complex.
GAAAUUGAUAGAGGCAGCGAUGUAAAGUAUAAAUUGUACUUUCGUUACGAAGGCAAGAUGUUUUCGCUGUUCCUAAUUAUAUCGAAAAAUCUGAGUAGAUCGAUGAUACGGCUUAUCGUCGUUCCAAUGCAUAGAUAUGAGGCCAAGACAGGCUUUUCCGUAUAACUCCAUCGUGUAUAUUUAUAGUGUUUAUACGUGGAUGUAUUUAUAAUUUCAGUGGUAGAUGGUUGGUGGACAGUUGGUGCAUGCACCGACGAGCUGUGUGCCGAUUACUCGUGCUUUUGGAGCAUUCAACGGUUAACAUAACGCGAAUUCUUUCGAGUCAAUUCGCUGUUCUCUCUAACCGGCUGCAAAGUGCAGAGACCUCUCGGACAUUUAUAAAAAGACUGGCGAAUGAUCGCUAUUAAAUUUUCGUAAGUUUGCGCAAUAGCUUUAAAAAUGAUUCAAGGCGAGGAUGCAUCAAACAGAUGCGUGUCCAGGAAGUUCUCGCAAAAUAGUUUGAUUCGUUUGGCGCAGUGACGUAAUAUAACGGAAAUGAAUUUCCGAAAACACGAACUUGCGGUUAUUGGCACGACCGCCAAGUGUUGCUCGGCUUGUUUCGUCAGCGGUGCAUAAUUUUGGCGUACUGUCAUUUUCGAGACUGGCCUCGCUCGAUCUACGGAGAUAAAGCCAGGGUAAGGUCAGGGAUUCUUCUUCGUUACUUCCCCGCGUUCGUGGCCAGCCACUUGCGUCGCUUUUGGAAAUUAUUCGUAGCGAAAAGGGUGAAAACAGUGCCAAAAAUCUAAAAUGGCAAAACUCUAAACAAAUCGAGCAUAAAGGGCGUACGUUGAAAGCGACGAUCGAUGAAUCAAAGUAAAGCAAUUGGAGUGGGAUAAUCAGGCAGAAGGUUCCCCGAGUACGUCGACUUUAUCCUUGAGAUUUUUCACCUCGUUGACUUUGACUCUCGCGCGAGUUGUAGUGUUUUGUCAGACGCGGAUUUUUCUUUUUUUUUUCUUGCCGGUUCUCCUCGAAAGAUUCAAUUUCAUGGUCUUUGGCAAAUGGCCACCAGCGAGUUUCGACGAUGUAAUUCAUGGUUUCGAGUUCACUACCGAUCGAGUGCGGCCUCGUAAGGGGUAAAAGUACUCUUGUAUCGACGCGAUAGCGCACCGAGACGACGGGGGUCAAAAUCCGUGAAGGGGUGGUCAUGAUCUGAUGCAAGGGGUGAUGCAAGCAGGGUGAGGGAGGCUGGAGGAGGGCGGUAUACCUUCUGCCUCGUAAUGUCGGGGAGCCAUGUUGCAAACAUUUCCUAACGAACAAACCCCUGCAAACAUCUCGAGGGGACACUGAAAUAUUGUAUGCGAACUGUCUGUACUUUGUCGACUCUCUUGUUAACAGGACGCGAUUGAAACAAAGUGACAGGUGUUACUUUUAAACCGAACGACAGAAUAAACAAAAAUCGUGACGCGCUACUCGACUCUCGAGAUUGUAAGCGUUCAAGAGCGAACCGUGAAAGAUUUAUAGCUUUACUUUGCAAAUAAUUUAAACGCCGUGAUACAGCGUGGAAAUUGGAAAUUUGGCAAAACUAGACGAGGGGAAAAAAAGGAUGUUUAGAGGGGCCAAAGAGUUCGAUCGGCGAUGGGAGGUCACAGUUUAUUUAAGAACGCGCAUACGUCUCUUAUUAGUUCGAUCGGCAACCCCUCGCAGCGUACGCGCGAGUCGGUAGGAGGAGAUACGUAAUAAAACGAGGGGUUCGUAGUGGGCUGGCGACGAGCUUAGCCGAGGGUGCGCGAUCGCUACCGAAUCAAGCCGACGUUGACCGAACGAGCUCGCCGAGCUGUGCAAGCCGCUUGAACGCGACUGGCGUGUCCAGUCUCUAGGCAGCCUCCGCCCGUGUUGUAUCGUUAUUUCCGUUUCCUUAGUAUAGUGUUUAACGCUUUAAUUUCUAGUCUCGCGUAACCCUCUACACAUUCACAUAUACACGCAUAUACAUACACACGUAUAUCGUAUUCUAUUUUUUUUACACACAUACAUACACACAUACGCGCACGCGCACAUAUACACGUACGUUUACAUCAUACCCACCGUAUACCUCCGACCCCUCGUUUUCUUUAUCACGAUCGACGAAUACGAAAUUUGGUGAUCCCGUUUUACGACGAUAUCGAACGCGACUAAUUUUCGGCAGAGCCGCUCGUACACAUACACGUACACUCACACGUAUGUGCUCGUCAAAGUGAAACCGAGGGACCGUCGACCAGGAGGCGAGCAUAAAUGCCGAUUUACGAGCGCUCGCGUCGUACUUUUCUUUCAUUGAUUUCCCCUUCUGUUCCGGGCGGCGGUGCGAGAGCGUGAUAGUAGGUGCACGUAAAGAGAGAGAGUUAGAGAGAAGACCAGGGACCGGCGCGAUACAUCGAUCAGCACCACGAGAGUAGUCGCGUAGCACGGGCCAGUUGCACGUUGCUCGGUUUCGCGUGCGACCGAAAAGAGCUUUCGGAAGAGAAAAGGGAAUAAACGUCGAGAGACGGAGAGGAAAAGAAAUAGUACGGAGAGUGUCGCGUCUCGAAAAAAUAAAGAAAAGUGUUUUCUGUGUUUCUGUGUGGAUGUGUGUCGUGUGCUUACGCGUGCAUCGAUCGUAAAGAUAGAAAGGUGUGGAUCCUGAAAAGACCGUGGAAACAGAUUUCGUACGUAGUUAGAGAGAACUCGGUAGAAGACUGCAAUGAUGGCGAACGGAAUGGACACAGUCGUGCAACAAAAUGGUGGAUCCACCCUCGGACAGGCCUCGCAGGAAGAGUCCAAGACGAAUCUCAUUGUAAAUUAUUUGCCACAGAGCAUGACACAGGAUGAGAUUCGAUCCCUCUUUGCGAGCAUAGGCGAGGUGGAGAGCUGCAAGUUGAUUCGCGAUAAACUCACCGGUCAGAGUUUAGGUUACGGUUUUGUUAACUAUCACCGGCCUGAGGAUGCUGAGAAGGCGAUAAACACGCUCAACGGUCUUCGUCUGCAAAACAAAACGAUCAAGGUAUCGUACGCGAGACCGAGCAGCGAGGCGAUCAAAGGGGCAAACCUGUACGUGAGCGGUUUGCCGAAGAACAUGACGCAACAAGACCUGGAGAAUCUAUUCAACCCAUAUGGCAGAAUCAUCACAUCGCGGAUACUUUGCGACAACAUCACCGUACGACAGUUUGUGACCGGCGGCGGAGACUAUUUGCCCGGAUUGUCGAAAGGGGUCGGUUUCAUAAGGUUCGACCAGCGGGUCGAGGCCGAGAGGGCGAUUCAAGAGUUAAACGGUACCGUUCCGAAGGGCUCAUCCGAGCCGAUCACCGUCAAGUUCGCCAACAAUCCGAGUAACAACAACAAGGCGAUACCGCCGUUGGCCUAUCUGGCACCGCAGGCGACCCGACGAUAUGGCGGCCCGAUCCACCAUCCAACCGGCCGCUUCAGGUACAUUCCACUGUCGCCACUAUCCAGCACUGGCAAGGCCAUGCUUGCCAUUAACAAAGGCUUACAGAGUAGGUACAGCCCGCUGGCAGGCGAUCUCCUGGCGAACUCAAUGCUACCCGGGAACGCGAUGAACGGUUCCGGCUGGUGUAUCUUCGUGUACAACCUCGCUCCAGAGACCGAGGAGAACGUGCUGUGGCAGUUAUUCGGUCCGUUCGGCGCCGUCCAAUCGGUCAAAGUGAUCCGCGACCUGCAGACGAACAAGUGCAAAGGCUUCGGUUUCGUGACGAUGACCAACUAUGACGAGGCGGUGGUCGCCAUCCAGAGCUUGAACGGUUACACGCUCGGUAACCGGGUUCUUCAAGUGAGCUUCAAGACGAACAAGAGCAAGGCGACGUAGAACGACAAGCAACAGCACCAGCAACACCACGAUCACCAUCAUCAGGCAGCAGCAGCGGCAGCAGCAGCAG